This is a messenger RNA of Salvia miltiorrhiza (redroot sage), 342 nucleotides long. NCBI's taxonomy places the organism in Eukaryota, Viridiplantae, Streptophyta, Magnoliopsida, Lamiales, Lamiaceae. The record is from the annotation of a RefSeq genome assembly.
AUGGAAUCUGAUUAUCACCCCGACAACUUCAGUUUUCUUGUGGAAUGGAAUAUAGAAACUAAAGUACCGAAAUCAACAGAAGUUUACCCAAACAGGAGCGAACUGAACGAGCUUCCCCUCUACGAGCUGAGAGUAAAAGGAAAAGAAAGCGAAAUAGGCAACAUUACGAGCUCAAGGAAAACAAACAGAAGAAAGCGCCCAAGGGCAAGGGCUUCUCAGAAGUCCCCUAACGAAACAAAGGAAGAAAGAACAAGCAACAACAAAGAAAGGCAUGAAGGUUCCCCUUCGACUUCACAAAAGAACAACAAACAACAAGCAAAUCUACUGAGCUUUCUCCUAUGA